Messenger RNA from Arxiozyma heterogenica, 2283 nucleotides. It is a transcript of the gene DHR2, whose product is annotated as RNA helicase. Lineage: Eukaryota; Fungi; Ascomycota; Saccharomycetes; Saccharomycetales; Saccharomycetaceae. Gene Ontology annotation, molecular function: ATP binding; helicase activity; double-stranded RNA binding. The coding region runs from base 1 to 2283 and encodes 760 amino acids. The record is from RefSeq and is a predicted model, not a curated record. Gene Ontology annotation, cellular component: nucleolus; intracellular anatomical structure. Gene Ontology annotation, biological process: positive regulation of transcription by RNA polymerase I. The transcript has a single exon.
AUGAAUAAAAAUAGCAAAACCACAAAAAAGAGCAGUAAACAUAGAUCCAAAGUUCAUCCUUUCAACAGGCCAAAAAGGAAUCAUGCCAAUAUCAAUAUAAAUAAUAAUGGGAAAAAGAUAGUUAAAUUCAUAGAGAAUAAUUCAGAUGCUGAUGAUGAAAAUGAUGACUAUGAGUUUGUUCAUCACCAGAACACUAAAACAGAAUUAAAAGAGAAAGCUAACAAGCUAUUAAGCAUUAGAAAGACUUUACCGGUUUAUCAAAACAAAAAUGAAAUAAUGAAAUACUUGACUGAAAAUCAAGUCACUGUUUUGAUAGGUGAGACUGGUUCAGGUAAAUCUACACAAAUUCCUCAAUUUCUGUUGAAUUUUUUUCAGGAAAACAAAAUCAGAGGUUCUAUUGCUGUGACACAACCACGUAGAGUAGCUGCAAUUAAUUUAGCAACUCGUGUAGCUAGUGAAUAUGGUUGUAAUAUUGGAUCAUAUGUUGGUUAUUCUGUUAGAUUUGAUAACACCACAAGCUCAACUACAAAGUUGAAGUAUCUAACUGAUGGUAUGUUAUUAAGAGAGUUGAUGAUGAAUCCAACAUUAAAAGAAUAUAAUACAAUAAUUAUAGAUGAAGCACAUGAACGAACUGUCUUAACUGAUAUAAUUUUAGGGUUUUUGAAAUCGUUAAUACAUAAGUCAAGGCCUGACCUUAAAAUCAUUGUGAUGUCUGCCACUUUACAAGCAGAAAAAUUCAGUCAAUUUUUUGAUAAUGCCCCAAUAUUGUUUGUUGAAGGGAGGAAAUUUAACGUUACACAAUAUUAUCUGAAGGCACCAAGUGAUGACAUUGUAGAUAGUGUUAUUAGAUCAUGUGUUCAAAUUAAUCAGGGAGAACAAAUGGGUGACAUUUUAUGUUUCUUACCAGGCCAAGAAGAGAUUGAUAAAGCUGUAACCAUAUUAAAUAAGAUCAGUGAGAUCAUCCAUAAGGAGACUUCAGUCCCACUAAUGAUAGCAUAUCCAUUAUAUGCAGCAUUACCACCAGCAAAACAAGCUUUAGUUUUUAACCGAGUUAAAGGGUUUAAAAGAAAAGUUAUAUUUAGUACCAAUAUUGCAGAAACAUCUGUUACAAUAUCUGGUGUUAAAUUUGUUGUGGAUUCUGGACUGCGAAAAGUUAAAGUUUGGAGACAUCAAUUAGGCUUAGCUACUUUACUUACAGUUCCUAUCUCAAAGGCAAGUGCUAUGCAAAGGUGUGGUCGUGCUGGUAGAGAAAGUGAGGGGAAAUGUUAUAGAUUAUAUAGAACCAAUGAUUAUAAAAAGUUGCCUGAUCAAACAGAACCAGAAAUUGCAAGAAGUAAUGUGACUUCUCCAGUAUUAAUGUUAAAGAAAUAUGGUGUUCAAGAUAUUAUUAAUUGGACCUGGUUUGAGAAUCCAGGUAAAGAAGCGAUUAUUAUGGGUUUACAAGAAUUGUACCAGUUAGGGGCAUUAGAUGAUUUUGGUAAAAUAACUAAAAGAGGGGAACAAAUGUCAUUAUUACCAAUUCAACCACAUUUGAGUAGUGUGCUAAUUAAAGCUAGCGAAUGCAACUGUUUAUCUGAGGUGAUCGAUAUAGUUUCGUGUUUGAGUGUUGAAAACUUACUAUUGAAUCCACAACCUGAGGAGAGGGAUGAGGUUAACGAAAGAAGAUUGUCACUUUGUAAUAGUGGUAGACAUUAUGGUGAUUUAAUAAUGUUAAAGGAAUUAUUUGAUAUUUAUUUUUAUGAUUUAGGAAAAGAUGUGGCAUCAAGUGUGGAAAGACAAGAUUGGUGUAAGGAAUUAUGCAUAUCAUACCGUGGUUUUAAAAAUGUAGUGAAAAUUCGUGAACAAUUAAGAACAUACUGCAAAUGGUUAUUCGAUAGUAAUUCAAAGACCUUUUCAAAGAAGAUAAAAAAAAAUAGUAUUAAUACCAACAUAGGAGAAGAUAAAGAAGACGAUUUUUAUAGCACACCUUUUUUGAAUAAGAAAUUCAGUGAGGAUAAAGAUAAAAUUGAAUCUAUACUAAAGUGUUUCUUAACUGGAUUUACAAAAAAUAUAGCCAUUGGUAUGCCUGAUAGAUCUUAUAGAACAGUUACCACUGGUGAAACAGUAAGUGUGCAUCCUUCAUCUUUACUGUUUUUAAAUAAAGCGUGCCCAGCUAUUAUGUACACGGAAUAUGUGUUUACUACGAAAGGUUAUGCCAGAAAUGUCAGUAGAAUUGAACUUUCGUGGUUACAGGAAAUUGUGACAAAUGGACAUGCAGUUGUAAAAGAAAAAGUUGCAAGUUAA